AUAGAAGAAAUAGAGCGAAAAUAUCCAAUUACAGGUGUUUGAACUUGAAUUGAAAGGUGGAAAGAUGGGCGGAGUCCUGAAUGAUUAGAGAUGACACCUGGUGCAUAUGACGGGUUGAUUGCUACGCCCGAAAAAAUCAAUGAUUUUGUUGAUUGUGAAGAUGAAAGAGCAAGUUCAAAGUUUCGGAAGGGAGUAAGACUAUGGAGAAAACUAAAAUAUCAGCUUGUAGAAUACAAUUCACUGCCACCCUACAUGAGGGACAACGAAUUUAUCUUGGGUUAUUAUCGAGCAGAGUGGCCAUUGAAACAGAUCUUCCUUAGCAUUUUCUCAAUUCAUAAUGAGACACUUAAUGUAUGGACGCAUUUGAUUGGGUUCUUCCUUUUUCUCUUUCUCACCAUAUACACAGCUAAGAGAGCUCCAAUGAUUGUGGAUUUCAAUUCUGUUCAACAUUUGUCUGAAAUGAUAGGGAAAGCUGAUUUAAAUAAGAUUCGUUUAGAGCUCUUGAAAUGCCUGCCUUCACUGCCCAACAUGCCCGAGAUUCUCAAAUUAAAUGACUUGAGUACAUCUCUUUAUUCUUUGGACUUCUCCUCAUUAUCAGGUUGGGCUCUAGUGGAACUUCUCACCAAUUGCUUGCCUGAGCAGUUUUCCCUAAAUGGUCUGAAAGAUGACAUGAACAUGGUAUCCCCCUUAAUGCAACCGAUUACAAGGUGGCCUUUCUAUGCCUUCUUAGGUGGGGCCAUGUUCUGCUUGCUAGCCAGCAGCACAUGCCACCUCCUUACUUGCCACUCACAGCGCCUUUCCUACAUCAUGCUCAGAAUUGACUAUGCUGGGAUUGCUGCAUUGAUUGCAACUUCAUUUUACCCUCCUGUGUAUUACUCAUUUAUGUGCAACCCCUUUUUUUGCUACCUCUACUUAGGCUUCAUAACAUUAAUGGGGAUUGCUACUAUUGUCUUCUCUCUUCUCCCAUUUUUCCAAAAGUCCGAGUUCAGGAAGUACCGCGCUUCCCUCUUCUUUUUAAUGGGAUUUUCUGGUGUGGCGCCCAUAAUACAUAAGUUGAUAUUGCACAAGCAUCAACCUGAGGCCUUGCAAACUACUGGUUAUGAGAUACUAAUGGGAGUUCUUUAUGGUUUGGGAGCAGCAAUCUAUGUCACAAGGAUACCAGAGAGGUGGAUGCCUGGCAAGUUUGAUAUUGCUGGCCACAGUCACCAACUCUUUCAUAUCUUGGUUGUGGCAGGGGCAUACACACACUAUCAUGAUGGGUUGAUCUAUCUAAGAUGGAGAGAUUCUCAAGGUUGCUAGGUUGAUAUUAGUGAAUCUUCAUCAAUAUUAACUAAGAUAUCAAUUGGAUGGAAAGUGAAUCAAAUCAAGAAAAUGAUAUUAUUAUCUAGCAUAUCCUACAUUGUUCUUUGCUGUGUUGGAUGUAUGAUCAUACAAACCAAGGGGGGCUGAGGGCGGUGUCGUGGUUAUGUUAUGCCACGGUAGCCUGAGUUUGUGAAAUUUUACAUAUACUACCCCAUGCAUGUGUGUUGUUGAUGGGCCUCACAGAAUAAAAUUUUCCCACAACCAAUUUAGUUGAUGAUCUUUUUUCCUUUCAUAGAUAUAUGUGUUUGGCCUAGCCACUUCUCAUUAGAAUUUCAGACUCCAUCCAAGUCAUGCAAGACCUGAGUGUCUAAUCAAUUUUCAAAAGAGCUUCACUUGAUGCAUUUCGUUGGAUAGCUCUUGAACAAGAUUAACAGAUUAAUGUUACUAACUUGGUGGUGCGUUGGUUUGCGCAUGAUGAAAAACUAUUGUGUUGUAUAUGAUAUAGCAGGCACGUUGACUGUUGACAAAUCUUUCAUAUAGAAAUUAGUUUCUGUC
Glycine soja is the source of this 1857-nucleotide messenger RNA. Its product is annotated as heptahelical transmembrane protein 4-like. The record is from RefSeq and is a predicted model, not a curated record. Gene Ontology annotation, molecular function: signaling receptor activity. The coding region runs from base 91 to 1299 and encodes 402 amino acids. NCBI's taxonomy places the organism in Eukaryota, Viridiplantae, Streptophyta, Magnoliopsida, Fabales, Fabaceae. Gene Ontology annotation, cellular component: membrane. The transcript is spliced from 4 exons.